Messenger RNA from Lactuca virosa, 477 nucleotides. NCBI's taxonomy places the organism in Eukaryota, Viridiplantae, Streptophyta, Magnoliopsida, Asterales, Asteraceae. The record is from the annotation of a GenBank genome assembly.
AUGCUACUAGAGUCAGGAUACAACAUUGGUGAAAUUGAAGGGAGUAAAGGGAUAACAAUGCCAUUAGAUAACAUGACACCUGUUGAACUGGAAUUACAAGAUCAAGAAGGGCAUCCAGAUGAUGUUGAGGUGUUUGCUGAUGAUGAAGUUGAUGAUGUACAAGUGGAUGAGAUAGUGGAUGAUGUUGAGGUAGUUAAUGAUGUACAAGUGGAUGAGGUAGUGGAUGAUGUACAAGUUGAUGAUGUUGAGGUGUUUGCUGAUGAUGAGGGAGUGGAUGAGGUACAAGUGGAAGCAGGGAUUGAAGCUGCUGUUGAGGGAGUGGAUGAUAUAGUCGAUAACUUGCCAAACCUGUCUACCAAACCUUUGCAUAGGAAAAGGAAACCUUCUAAGAAGAUAUUGAAGCUAAAGUUGAAGAAGACUGUGUAUGACAAAGAUGGUAGUGAUUCCAAUGCUACCAAACCUAUCAAGUUGGAUUAG